Messenger RNA from Besnoitia besnoiti, 2859 nucleotides. Its product is annotated as RNA recognition motif-containing protein. The record is from RefSeq and is a predicted model, not a curated record. The transcript has 25 exons. Gene Ontology annotation, cellular component: nucleus. NCBI's taxonomy places the organism in Eukaryota, Apicomplexa, Conoidasida, Eucoccidiorida, Sarcocystidae. Gene Ontology annotation, molecular function: RNA binding. Bases 1 to 2859 code for a protein of 952 amino acids. Gene Ontology annotation, biological process: RNA processing.
AUGCCGGGGCUGAUCGGUCGUGGCGGCGGAGGCUUCUCGGGCCCUGACGAUCGUCCCCGCGGCAUGUCGGACUUCGCGCGGUCGUUCCAGUCCGAUGGGCCUCCAACGCCUCCAGACACGCCUUCGAAGAACUUCAUUCGAGGCGGAGUCUUCGAUCCGAACUCAGGUCACACUGGCGUCAUUCGAGAACCGCGAAAGCCGGGAAGCCUGUGGCUCCCGCCGUCCUCCAGCGCCUCGGGCGCCAAUCCCGUAGCCGCCGCGGCGGCUGCGGCGGCCGCCGCAGCGGCUGCGGGAGGGAGUUCGGGGCCGGGCGCCUCGCCGUCGACGGGCAAAAAGCCCGCAAAGGGGGGACAGAAGAAAGAAAUCGACUCCUUCCUCGAAGAGAUCAAGAAAAAGCAAGAGCUGAUCGACAAGAAGAAGCAGCUGUACAAGCAGCUCUCAGAAUCGAGAACAGAGGAGGAGCGCGUCGUUUUGCGAGCGCACCUGACAGCUAUCGAGAAUGCGACGCGACUCCCAGGCGCGCCGCCGGUGGACCUUGAGAAGGAGUCCUCGACGAACUUGUAUCUCGGCAACUUGUCGCCCGAAAUAACAGAGGAGUUUCUGUGUCAGCAGUUCGGCAAGUAUGGCAACAUCACCUCUGUGAAAAUUAUGUAUCCGCGCACGGAGGAAGAGAAGAAGCGAAACCGGAACUGCGGUUUCGUGUCCUUCGAAAGCCGGCCGCAAGCAGAGGCCGCGAAGUACAACCUGGACGGCGUGUCUUUUUAUGGAAUGGUCAUUCGCAUCGGCUGGGGCAAGUCCGUGGGACGCCCCGUCGUAGCCCCGUCGCCCUCGCAGCUGCUCGCAGCUGGUGCCGACGCACUGAACGCUUCGGCGAGCCCCGUGGGAGGAGGAGGCUUUUUCACGCCCGGCAGCUCCGGUGGCAAGUCGAUUCCCUCGCCGCCCUCUGGAAGCCACCCCCCGCCUCCGCGCUUCCGCGACCGCCGCGAUGACGUCGGCGUGAUUGAGGUCGUCGUGCCGAAAGAUAAGCGGCGACGCGUCGUCAUCGAUCUCCUCGCGAAAUACGUGGCGGAGGAGGGUCAUCCGUUUGAGCAGCAAAUCAUGGAGAAGGCGCCCCGAGACUCGGAGGACGGCAAAUUCGAUUUCUUGUAUGAUCAUGACUCCCCCGACAACAUCUACUACAGGUGGCGAGUCUUUGCCUACUCACAAGGCGACACGCUUCGCUCUUGGCGCACAGAGCCUUUCCACAUUUUCAUCGGCGGGCGGAAGUGGAAACCGCCCUCUGAGAAAUUCUUUCAAGAAAAACAUCGCCCCAAGGCAGAGCGAAAGGACGACGGCGUUCACAGUGCGGCGAAGGGCGGCGAGCGCCUAAGCAGCGCAGACCGCGACGCGCUCGAAGACUUCCUUCGCGACAUCACCCGCGAGAAGGAGUCUGUGCGGAGCGCGAUGAUUUUUUGCAUGGAUCACGCCAACUGCUCGGCAGAGAUCGCGCUGUGUCUCUACGAGGCCCUCACGCUGCCUGAGACGGAGCUCGACACGAAAGUCGCGCGGCUUUACCUCCUCUCGGAUCUCUUGUUCAACUCCUCCGCGCCCACGCCCUCGGCCUGGUCGUACCGCGCGAGCAUUGAGAAACAUCUGCCAAAGAUUUUCAUACACUGGAGCAGCAUGUUUUGCGGAGAUACGAAGCAGAGCGAGGGGGGCGGUGCGAAGGAAAACGGCGAGCCGAAACCCGAAAUGGAUAUAAGGAAGAGAUACCAAGUCCGCCGCCUUCUCAAGCGUCUACUGCGCAUUUGGACGACAUGGGCGGUGUACUCACCCGCCUUUCUCCGAGGGCUGGAGGCGUCUCUGUUCAGCGCGGACUUCCCUGCGCAGUUGGAGAAGCCCGAGGAAGGCGAGCUGCCGCCGGAAGCGGCAAGCCUCGUUGAGGAGGAGCUCGACGGCGAACCGCUGGUAGACGCCGAAGCCAACCUCCUGGCAAAGUACCCUCUGGCGCUCCGGGAGCACAUUCUGCAAUGGAGCCGGCUCGACAAAACCGAGCUAGAGAAAGUUUGCCUGCAGCGAGGCGUCGCGAGUCGCACGGCUGCGAGCUCGUCUACUGCGGGCGCCGUGGACCGCCUGGCCUGCAGCAAGUUCUACUGGGACCUCAAGACCGAGGCCGAAGACGCACCACUGCAGCUGUCGUCUCUCGACCACGCGGCAGCCCUGCGGGCGGCGACGGGCGAGCCUGCGGGUGCCCUCGCAGCCUUUUGGACUUCCGCCGCGCCGCUGAAACAGGUGGAGACUGAGGCGGCGCCUGUCGCGGGCGAGGCCGCGGAGAAGGGCGAGGCCGGCGCGGAGGCGGAGCUCGAGAAGGACUCGCCCGCGUUCGAGAAGGCGGAGAUGAAGAGCGAGUCGUCAGACGACAUCUUCGACUUGCCGCCGGAAGAAGACGAAGACAUCUUCCCGAAGGACGACGACAAGAAGAAGGCGGAAGCAGACGCCGCAAGCUCCGACUUCGAACGCAACAAAGCGGACGAAAAGAAAAACGCCGUGGACCGCAUCAAAAUGCGACAAGUCGAACUCCAAGUGACGCAACUCCAAGUCGAGUUGGAGGACAGAGGUCUGAGCAAAGAGGAAAUUCAGGCGCGAUGCGACGAGCGGCGCCAGCAGCUGCUUGUGGAAAUUCAGAAACAAGCAGAGGGGGAGGCAGCCCAGGUCGAGAGCGACACGCCGAAGGAGGAGGCACCGAAAAGCAAGCCCUCGUCGCGGCAAGAAGAUUCCUCCAAGCGGAAAAGGUACGCCGUCCUCGGGAUGCGCUUCCUUGCGGCGCAGGACCCGAUGCCGCGCAUAAAUAUGCGCAUCGCGAUUCAUGCAUCGCAAUGA